GAGGGGGCAGUGAAGUUUUCCUGCUUCGGAAGUCGGAGUUUCAAUGGAAGAACGAGCCAAUUGGGUUUGAACAAUGGUGAAUUGCCAUACAGAUUGAGUCUAUUGAUGGCAAGUGUGAAGUUGCCGAGAGUUUCGAGAAGUCCUUCUAUCAAGGCAGCUGUAUCUCCCGUGGGUGCUCAAGAAAACACGAAUUCAACACAAACCCAAAUGGAAUUGAGGUCGUCAAUUGGCUCAGACACAAAAUUCAGGAAAGUUCUUGAGUCUGCUACCUCGGAUCGAACUGAAUUUGCAAGUACUAAUGAGGGUUCCUUUGUUUCUGAGAAAAUCCCAAAUGGCGAAGCGGUGUUGAAAAAUCCAAUUUCUUCUAAUUUCGGGAAAAGAAAAGAAGGUUUGAGGGGAAAAUCCAAUUCUGUCAAUGCCACAAUGGCAGCAGAGGCAGAGGAUGACCCGAACACCAAGCGAUUCAAACCCAAUGAAGGUAGUGGGAGCGAAAAUGAUAGUGUUAAAACAGGGGAUGAGGAUGAGAAACAAACAAAGGCUAACCAAAAGCCUCCCGAGCCCCCAAAGGACUACAUUCAUGUAAGAGCAAGAAGGGGUCAAGCUACUGAUAGCCAUAGCCUUGUUGAAAGAGUUCAAAAGGAGAAGAUCAGUGAAAGAAUGAAGCUUCUCCAAGACCUCGUGCCAGGUUGCAAUAAGAUGUGUGUAACAAAAUGCUUUGCAACAAAUUUAAGCCAUAGUAGAGCUUGAAUUCAUUGUUGGGCAAUGACUAAAUUGGCCUUGGAAAUUUUCUUUCCAUUGCACUUGUAGGUGAAUAGAAAAGCACUUAUGCUUGAUGAAAUUAUAAACUAUGUGCAGCCACUGCAACGACAAGUCGAGGUAAAUUAGGACUUGUUCUGUACCAUGGGGUUUCAUUUUGAUUGCAUAAUUGAGUUCUAUGACUUAAUGGGUAUUGUGUAUUCAUUUUGUAUUUUGUAGUUUUUGUCAAUGAAGUUAGCUUUUGUGAAUCCAAGGUUGGAAUUUAACAUGGAUAGUCUCUUGUCAAAAGAUGUAUUUCAGCCUAAUGGCUCUUUUCCUCAUCAAACAUACCCAUUAGAUUCCUCUGCUUCUACUUUCUUUGGACAACAGACCCAGGAAUUUUCACCAGUAUAUACUAAUCUUUCCAAUGGGGGCCAUACAAGCACCACAUUAUGCCAAAACAACGGCAUGCAAUUACCUCCGGUCGAUGAAUUCGGCCAAGGUAUUCCAUAGGUAUUCAAAUGCUGGCCCAUUCCUGAAGAAUUUGGUGUUGUCUUUGUUUUCUCCAUUUUCAUUUUUCGUGUUUCAGUAAGGAAAACAAAGAAAAGUUGGAAAUACCCAAAAAUAAAAUAAAAAUCUGAAAAGAGUUUUCUGAAAUAAUUCUGUGUUUUUUAGCAUUGAAAUAGAAAUUAAAAUACAACUA
Messenger RNA from Camellia sinensis, 1438 nucleotides. The record is from RefSeq and is a predicted model, not a curated record. NCBI's taxonomy places the organism in Eukaryota, Viridiplantae, Streptophyta, Magnoliopsida, Ericales, Theaceae.